Molecule: messenger RNA, 1521 nt
Organism: Protobothrops mucrosquamatus (brown spotted pit viper)
Lineage: Eukaryota; Metazoa; Chordata; Lepidosauria; Squamata; Viperidae
Gene: LPCAT1
Product: lysophosphatidylcholine acyltransferase 1
Exons: 14
Coding region: 10-1521 (503 amino acids)
Molecular function (GO): calcium ion binding
Source: RefSeq, a predicted model, not a curated record
CCUCCGCCGAUGCGGAGCCCCUUCGUGCACCGGCUGCACUUCAGCGCCCUCCAGAAAGCAAAGAUUGUCUUCAUGACCUUGACUCUGUUCCCCAUCCGGCUGUUUUUUGCUGCGUUUAUGAUGUUGCUGGCUUGGCCUUUUGCCUUCAUUGCCUCAAUAGGACCUGCUGAGAAACAGCUAGAAAAGCCUCUAUCGUGGUGGCGAAAAAUUAUUGAUAUCUUGCUGAAGGCAAUUAUGAGAACAAUGUGGCUUGCUGGUGGAUUUCAUUGGAUAAAUGUGAAGGGUAGACGGGCAUUGCCCACUGAAGCAGCAAUUCUGACCCUGGCUCCACAUUCAUCGUAUUUUGAUGCAAUACCAGUAACAAUGACUAUGGCUUCCAUUGUUAUGAAAGCUGAAAGCAAAGAUAUUCCUGUGUGGGGAACUUUAAUCAAAUAUAUUCGACCUGUGUUUGUAUCUCGAUCGGAUCCGGAUUCCCGCAGAAAAACUGUUGAGGAAAUAAGACGGCGUGCUCAGUCUAAUGGCAAAUGGCCACAGAUAAUGAUAUUCCCAGAAGGAACCUGCACUAAUCGAUCCUGCCUAAUUACAUUCAAACCUGGAGCGUUUAUCCCUGGAGUACCUGUGCAACCAGUGAUCUUACGUUAUCCAAACAAGCUGGAUACAAUUACAUGGACAUGGCAAGGUCCAGGAGCGUUGACGAUUCUGUGGCUUACCUUAUGUCAGUUUCAUAAUUUUGUGGAAAUUGAGUUCCUACCUGUGUACAUACCUUCGGAAGAGGAAAAGAAAAACCCAUCUUUAUAUGCGAACAAUGUGAGGCGUUUAAUGGCAGAGGCUUUAGGAAUUUCAGUAACAGACUAUACUUUUGAAGAUUGCCAGCUGGCUUUGGCUGAAGGACAACUCCAUCUCCCAUCAAAUACCUGUCUCUUAGAAUUUGCAAAACUUGUAAGAAAUCUUGGGUUAAAGCCAGAAAAACAUGAAAAAAAAUUUGAUGCAUACUCAGAAAGAGCUAGGAAAUUGAAAAACAAAAAAGUCACUCUCAAGGAAUUUGCAGAGUAUUUGGAAAUCCAAGUUUCAGAUAUGUUAGGAAACAUGUUUGCACUUUUUGAAGAGAAGGAAGAUGGCCUGAUUGACAUACGAGAAUAUGUAACAGCUUUGUCGGUAGUCUGUAGACCUUCUAAAACAUUGCAAACAAUGCAGUUGGCUUUUAAGAUGUAUCAAACAGAAACUGGUGGUAUAACAGAACAAGAUUUAACUUCCAUUCUGAAGAGCGUCAUGGGUGUUUCAGACCUUAAUGUGUCAAAUCUAUUUAAAGCUAUAGAUGAUAAAGAAAAAGGGGAAAUUGCAUAUGAUGAUUUCCAUUAUUUUACUGAAACGUUCCCAAACUUUGCUGAAGAGUACCUAUAUCCUGAUCAAGUGGAGUCUAAACAUUAUUUGGAAACUCCUGCUCCUAAUGGCUUCUGUGCAGAUUUCAGCCCAGAAAUUACUGAAAAUAGAAGAAAUUCCCUACAGAAAAAAAUGAAUUAA